Messenger RNA from Nothobranchius furzeri (turquoise killifish), 2831 nucleotides. Its product is annotated as ubiquinol-cytochrome-c reductase complex assembly factor 2-like. NCBI's taxonomy places the organism in Eukaryota, Metazoa, Chordata, Actinopteri, Cyprinodontiformes, Nothobranchiidae. The record is from RefSeq and is a predicted model, not a curated record. Gene Ontology annotation, biological process: mitochondrial respiratory chain complex III assembly. Gene Ontology annotation, cellular component: mitochondrial matrix.
UUACAUGGCCAAAGAUGUCUACGACAAGAUAUCGUCGGUUUUUAAAGCUGUGUGAGGAAUGGCCCCGAGACGAGACCAAAAAGGCCCGUGAUUUGGGAAAAUUUCUGCGGCAGAGGGUCGCUUCUGCGUUCCGCGAGAGCGAAAACAAGCAGAUUGCAGAUCCAGAGAAAUGUGACCAAAUGUAUGAAAGUUUGGCUCGUAUAAAUGGAAACGUGUACAGACAAAGUGUCAUGUUGUGGGCAAGCUGUUUAACCCAGGACAUGAAGAACCACAUGAAAAAAACAGGUAAGUAAAAUAGUAAAAUGAUUUAUUAACCGAGGAUAAGGAAAACUAAAGGCGCUGCUCCAGAAAAACAGGAACAGGACGGGACUGGAAUCUAAAACGAAGAAUAAACAAUCGUGAAACUUGUGCCGGAACCAGAAAGCCAAGAGAAUAAUCUAUUUCUGGGUAGAAUUCAGGCGCAUUGCAAGCUUUUCAAAAGUGUGGGGGAUGUUGUCUGUGCCUAAAAUAGUUUCAUUCAUGUUAUUCAUCUUGUUAGUUUAAUUUCCAUAAUAGCGGAGCAGGUGCAAAUUUUAGACGCGUUACGCAUGUCUCCAUUUUAUACAUGUUUAAACUGUUCAGAAUACAAAUCCAGGCUCUGUCUCGUUAGAUUGGUGUAACUAAAGUUUGUACUGAAUGAAACUUUACAUUAAACCAUGUUGAAAAGAAAAGGAUCCGAUUAAAUCGUUUUCCCUCUCAUUUACAGUCACGACGUACAGCGCAGUGCGCAUGGCUCUGGGGUUAAUCAAGUUUAAUUGUUUCUCUUUGCAACAAUCUUCACAAGAAGUCAAAACAGUUAAAUGGCAGGUUACAGAUAUUUCCAUUUGACUGUUUAUUUUGACGGAUAAACUCAAGGAUGUUGGUUGUUUUGAAAGAAUUACCCCAACGCACACUGAUGCGCAUGGAUGAGCUGACAUUUAAAUCGUUACGCACAUCGCGGAGGUAACUAAAUCAGUCAAGGAAUGAUUCCCAUCAGAACAUCAGAGCUUUAUACUGGACACUGUGCUCAGCGCAGCUCGCAGCGCACACGGUGGACAGUGAGCUGAAGAUCUGUAGAGGGGUUCGCAGCGCAGUGCAGAACCACAACGAUGCGGUAAGAUUUCCUCCCACUGAAGCGGUCUGGAAACCCGGUCUCUCUGAGGGAUGUGUCACUUGGAAAAAUGCUCCUGUUGUCCUGGAAAAAGGAUUCGAACUUUGCUAAACUAAUCUUCAGAUUCAUGAGUUGCUGAACCAAAAUCUUUGAUAACACAGGGAAAAUAUAAAGAGGUAUUUCUGCAGUUUGAUCAAGUUAUUCAACCCAACAAAACAUAAGCAAAUUUUUUUAUGCAUUUACUGCAGAUUUUAAGUAAUUAGUGACACUUUAAAUAAUGUAAUUGUUGCUUUUUUAUUUUUUAUUUUUUUUACAAUGUGUUAUUCCUCCAUUUAGUAUAAGGCAGGGAUAGGCAACCAUGGUCCUAGAGAGCUGCAUGUUUUCCAGUUUCUAAUUGGCUGAACACACUUGAUCCAGGUAAACAACAGCAGGUAGCUACAACAAAGAUAGUAGGAAAACAAGCUGUGAGACUGUGGCUGUCUAGGGCCAGAGUUAUCAGAGACAAAAAUCCUGAUGACCAACCUGAGUUUACAUAAUCGAACCACCAGGGGGAGAUAGAGUGCUACAGAAACAGAUUACUGGAGCGAACACACACUUCAGAUUAACACCAUGUAAUUUGGCACAGGAACAGUGACACGUCAGUCACACAAGAAUUAAACUCUGGGAAAAAAUGGGAGAAAAUUCCACGUAAGGCCUCUGAAAGUGCAGCAGCAGGAAAAAUGUCUACAUUUUUGUUUGACAGCUGACUGGUUUAUCCACACGUUUUCCAUAAGAAGAAACGUCAGUGAACAAGUGUAAUCUUUCUGACUAGCAGAAACAAACGUUUGCUUUGGAAACCAUUAAAGCCACUCUAUAACACAUCAGGAAGCUUCCUUUGGUCCGUGUCAACAAGGAGCAUUGUGGGAAAAAGUUGGCAUCGAGCAGAUGACCUUUUAGUGACAUGAUGGGGUUUCUGUGGAGUAAGCUUUCACAAGUUAGCUUGACUCUAUCGAUCUCAGCCAAGUGGACACAUUUAUUGGUGUUUUUAUCCAUUCGGGUCUUUUUGUAUGUUUGUGGUUUUCUGAUGCUACUCAUAAAACAUCACAAACGGGCAACUAAACAAAACGUUUAUGUUUCCAGGCUGAGCUCAUCGUUUAUCCAGUUUACUGACUGAUCAAAGAAAGCCCUUGCAGUCUUACAAAGCUAAAAGCUUUUUGGAUCUCUGUUGAUCCAAACUUUUCAACCCUUUGUGUGUUGUCCCUUUUAGUCUGAAGCUUUUUGGUUUGUCUGAUGUAAAACUCUGCUGUAGAGAGGUUCACUCAUCAAUUAAAAUUAGGCUUAAUUAAUCAGUUUUAAUCUGUGGAGGUUCAUUAAUCUGUAAAACAAAAGAAAGACAACAAAACCUGUUACUCACACUGUUUGAUUUCACUUUAUCAAAAUUAUAGUUAAAAUCAGAUGUCCAGCAUUGUCAGUUGAUGAAAGAAUCGAUUUCUAUCACCUUCCAUACCUCAAACUUAAAAGAAACACCUGGGACCAGCACCUUUUCCCCUUGAUGUUUCUAUUCUUAACAAAUUCAGGAGGGAGCUGAGCUUACAGCUUUGACUCUGGUCCUCCUCCUCCUCUGAGAGGAUGUUUAUACAUAAAUCCGUGGGCCUGUGUGUGUAUGUGUGUGUGUGUGCAUGUGUGAGUGUGUGUGUGUGCGUGUGUGUACGGGUUGAGCAGA